Molecule: messenger RNA, 595 nt
Organism: Rubroshorea leprosula
Lineage: Eukaryota; Viridiplantae; Streptophyta; Magnoliopsida; Malvales; Dipterocarpaceae
Source: the annotation of a GenBank genome assembly
AACACAGCAAACUCCUCUGACCAAAAAUGCAGCAAAGAUGCUGUGAUGAUGAAGGUUACCUUUAGGUCCUUCAAUCUUUGAAAGUGGUUGAUAAAAGGAUACAACCAAUUUGUUAAGGCAGAAGAGAGUAUGUGAAGCUGUGAAGUUGAAGGUUAACUAAAUGUCCUUCAAUCUUCUUGAGGUAGAAGAUCUGCAAGAAGCAAGAUCAAAAAAUGCUGGUUUGAUGAUAUUUUAUGUUGCUGGUAUGGGUGGUGUUUUAUGCUACAUCAUUAGUCCAAAAAGGCAAGGAUGGCUUGUGAAGGUGCAAGUUGGGACCAAAAGAGUACUCACCAUUGCAUCAAGUCAUUUUCAUGACCGAGUAGCCAAAUCUUUAGCCCAAGGAAGUUGUAGAAGAUGAAAAAGAUGAUGAAGCAGCACUUUGAGGUACCAAAAUCCUUGUUUUUAUUAACUCAGAAAAUGCAACUUAGUUGCAAAACCUCCAAAAUUUGUUUGAGGUAGCAAAAUCCAAAGAAGGAAAGCUGCAAUGAAGAAGGAGCUGAGGUUGUUUGAGAAGGAUGGUACAUGGCUGUGAUGAAAAAAAAUGGUGAAAACCAAG